Molecule: messenger RNA, 414 nt
Organism: Aspergillus fischeri NRRL 181
Lineage: Eukaryota; Fungi; Ascomycota; Eurotiomycetes; Eurotiales; Aspergillaceae
Exons: 2
Coding region: 1-414 (137 amino acids)
Source: RefSeq, a predicted model, not a curated record
AUGCAUCGCACAAUAUCCACCUUGGAAAUAAAGCUCGUCAAGUCGGGGGACAUUUCCGCAAUUACUGAGCUCUGGUAUAAUGCCUUCAACAUCCCGCAGAAUCUGAAGAUGUUUCCAGAUACCCCAGGAGUCCGGCAGUGGUGGAAUGAAGCACAUCGGAAGGAUAUACUGCAUAACCCACACAGAAGCAAAGUGGACCGCAAUUUCCCCCCUGGCAUGAGGAAUCCGAUCAUCAGGCUUGCGAUUCGCUCUUCGGGAUGCUUGACAAAGAGCGAAACAAGUUCUUCGGAGAAAAGCAGUUCUAUUGUGGGAAGCCGAACUUUCGAUAAAGAGGAGCAGCAGCUUGGUGCGCAUCCACAUAAGCAGGAACCCCUUCUUCGUCAGCCCAAUCACAGCCCCAUUGGAUCAGCAUAG